AUGCAAGCAGCAAAAGUAACUAUUAAAUAUGCUGCAUUUUGUUUCCUUUCUUUGGAAGGAAGCGGAGGCCUCAAUAUAUUGGAAGUUUCUGACAAGAUUCAGAUAUCUGGACUUCGUCAUCUUACAACUAGCAAAACACCAGAGGCUUCCAUAUCUUCUGCUUUGUCUAGGGAUACAAAACUAUUUGAAAAUACAACUCCUUCAACAUAUUGUGUACGUCCCACAUACAGAAAGGAUCCUGCUGAUUCUGAAGCAAUUUAUUUAGCUACUAGGGAGAAUGGCGCGAUAUUCGAAAGUGGGCUCGUGGGUGCAGAAGUAGUUAUUGUUGUUGCUCGCAAACACUAUUCUCCCCAGUUAACAUGUAAGGAAUAA
Vicia faba (fava bean) is the source of this 372-nucleotide messenger RNA. NCBI's taxonomy places the organism in Eukaryota, Viridiplantae, Streptophyta, Magnoliopsida, Fabales, Fabaceae. The record is from the annotation of a GenBank genome assembly.